Amphimedon queenslandica is the source of this 1406-nucleotide messenger RNA. RefSeq names its product RUS1 family protein C16orf58-like. The transcript is spliced from 11 exons. The record is from RefSeq and is a predicted model, not a curated record. The coding region runs from base 262 to 1314 and encodes 350 amino acids. NCBI's taxonomy places the organism in Eukaryota, Metazoa, Porifera, Demospongiae, Haplosclerida, Niphatidae.
GGGAGCUCAUCAGCCAGGAGCUACAUGAUGAUAGGAGACACUGUGAGGGUGACCAGUAAAGCAAGGAAUACAAGACUAGCUGAUACAUUAAAGGUGACACAUUAACCUAAACUACACCACUCCAUUAACUAUUAAUUGAAGGAAGUGUUCCUACCUCAAGGCUACCCCAACAGUGUCAGUGAGGACUAUCUUCAAUAUCAACUAUGGGAUACAUUACAAGCCUUUUGUUCGUACAUUACAGGUACACUGGCAACACACGCCAUGUUGAAAGGUGUGGGGGUGGGGGAUAGCUCCGCCUCUCCUGUGGCCGCUACUCUAACCUGGAUACUGAAGGACGGACUUGGCAUGACUGGGCGUAUCCUGUUUGCCUGGUUGAGAGGAUAUGAUUUAGAUUGUAAUGCUAAGAAAUGGAGAUUGAUUGCUGACAUAUUAAAUGACAUUGCCAUUUGUAUGCAGCUGGUAUCUCCUUUCUUUCCCUCCUGCUUCUUACUGAUAGCUUGUCUUGCUAGCAUUACUCAGUCGGUAGUAGGUGUGGCUGGUGGAGCAACUAGAGCAGCAUUAGUUCAGCAUCAAGCAAGGAGAGACAAUAUGGCUGACGUGUCAGCUAAAGAUGGCAGCCAAGAGACCCUCGUUAACUUGUGUGGAUUAUUAAUUGGACUGAUUAUCACACCUUUGAUAGCUGGACAGACAGUGUUUGUCUGGUCUCUCUUCUUUUCUUUCACUUUACUUCAUUUGUAUUCAAAUUAUAAAGCUGUUUCUGUCGUUUCCAUGGAAACACUAAAUUGUAACCGCCUACAUUUAUUAAUGAGGAAUUUAUUCUUAAAUGGGACAAUCUCAGAGCCCAAUAUAGUCAACAGAGAGGAGCCACUGUUAUUCAGGCAGGAAAGAUUCUUUACUGUAGAGUAUGGCUCCAGCCUUUCAAGUGUAUUGAUACAUUCAAGUGAUUAUUCACGAUCUAUUUUACAAUUCAAUAAAGGACAAAAGUUUAUUAUAAAACUGUCAAAAACCAAAAGACAAAUUCGAGUUGCCUUUCAUUGCGGCUCUUCAUCCAGUGACCAACUGAAGGCUGGUCUGACUGUUGAGCUCAUUGAGUUUGUGUGUGGUGGUUGCUAUGGUGACAGUAAUUACCUAAAGGACUAUGCACUCCUUAUAAGGAAAGGAGUAGAGAGUACUGAUGAGAGUGUACUUGUUGAUGUAUGUCAGGACAUCAUUAAUGAUUUAUUCUCCUCCAUUUUGGAUCAGUUACGUAAAGAAGGAUGGACUGUUAGCCAUCAUUUGUUAGGAAUAAAGGAAUGGAGAUACAACGUUAGCUAAUAAUGAACUGAUAUUGUUGAAUUUUGAUUUUAAAAACUUAAAACAGUUACACACUUAAAAAAAUAGAAUUAGAAACUCAUUGUCUUUUACUG